AGUCAUCUGGAUUAUGUAACACUGAGUCCCUAGAACAGAUGCUUCAGAGAGCUUUGUUUGUCCAAAUGGAGGAAGACUUUCAGUCUGGAAGAGGGACUAUGUUUUCCCCAACAUGCAGGAUUUGCGGCUGUAAGAGAUGAGAGCCUGGCAACUUUGGUUUCUGUGCUUCGUGGUGUUGAAUGCGGAUGCGCAAAAAGUGACUUCCCUGGAAGAAGAUCUCGCUGAUGCUGCGUUUGGCAACUUCCUUGACCCUCUGAAAGAUUUGUUUGACGAGGAUGAACAUCACUCGGCUAUCGCAAAAUUCUCCCUGCGUAAUCCGUCCCAUCCCGACGACGACCUCUGCUACAUUGUUCCCGGAAAACCAGAGACCCUGGCGGCCUGCGCCUUCAACAGCUCAUCCAAAACCUUCCUGGUGAUCCACGGAUGGACGCUGAGCGGUAUGUUUGAAAGCUGGAUGCCGAAGUUGGUGUCUGCGCUGUACGAGAGAGAGCGGACGGCCAACGUUGUUGUGGUGGACUGGCUGAGCUCGGCUCAGAACCACUAUGUGGUCGCAGUUCAGAAAACCAAAGCAGUGGGAAGAGAGAUCGCACGCUUCAUUGACUGGAUCGAGGAAACCACCAACCUGCCUCUUGACAAGCUGCACCUGAUCGGCUACAGCCUGGGGGCGCAUGUGGCUGGAUUUGCUGGCAACCAUGCCAGCAACAAAGUUGGGCGGAUUACUGGUCUGGAUCCAGCUGGACCUGACUUUGAGGGCGAACACGCCCACAGGCGCCUCUCUCCAGAUGACGCCCACUUCGUGGACGUCCUCCACACCUACACUCGGGGUUCGCUGGGUCUCAGCAUCGGGAUACAGCAACCCAUCGGCCAUGUGGACAUCUACCCCAACGGGGGCAGCUUCCAGCCGGGCUGCAACAUGAGGGGCGCCUUGGAGAAAAUCGCUAACUUUGGGAUAUUUGCCAUCAAUGACGCGGUGAAGUGCGAACACGAGCGCUCCAUCCAUCUUUUCAUCGACUCCCUGCUGAACGAGCAGGAACCUGCCAAGGCCUACCAGUGCGGCAGCAACGACGUGUUCGACCGCGGCAUGUGUCUGAGCUGUCGCAAGGGCCGCUGCAACACUGUCGGCUACAGCACAAGCCAAAUCCGCAGGCCACACAGCAUUCAGAUGUACACCAAGACACGAGCUUCCAUGCCUUUCAGAGUUUACCACUAUCAGCUGAAGAUCCACUUCUCCAGUAAAGUGAACAUGUCAGAGAUGGAGCCGUCUCUCACCGUCUCUCUGUAUGGAACCAAAGGAGAGGCUGAAAACCUGGAGCUUAAGCUGAAGGAAAGACUUGAGACAAACAGGACACAUUCGUUUCUUCUGGUCACUGAAACGGAUAUCGGCGACCUGCUGAUGUUGAAGUUUAAGUGGACGGAGACAAACAGCUGGUCGGUGUCCAACCUCUUAAAGAUGGUUUCCUCUUGGUGGUCUGGGAACGCCGACGGUGUGGAGGUUCACAAAAUCCGUAUCAAAAGUGGCGAGACUCAACAAAAGAUGGUUUUCUGUUUGAAAGACCCCGAUGCCCACAGCGCACAUUUGGUCACAUUUGUUAAAUGUAAAGAUGAAUGGAGAAUGAAACGUAAACCAAUUUCAAAGAGAGUAACUCUGAAGAAUGACUGACAAUAAGGAAAAUAUGUUGAUAAAUGUUUAAAAUCUUACCAAUUAGGACAUAAUUUAUACACUAUUUGUAUCUUCCAGACAUAAAAAAACCUUUGUACAUAUCUAUAGAUGUUGUGUAAUUCAUGUAAAUGCUGUAAAAUAUCUUGCAAAAAGCUGUUUUUUAUGAUGCAUAACUAUUGUCAAUGAAAUAAAGUAAGUUAUUUAUGGUACUCUUACACCUUGAUGCACAGCAGUGGUAUAAUUUUAAUUAGAAACAUUUCUUUACUGUUCAGGCAUGACUAUAGAUCCUAAACUAAUAUCUUUGUUUUAGAAAACAAUUGGGAAAGACUCGUAGUGGCUGAUAAAACCUAAUCAGUGUGGAUGUUUAUAUUUCCAAGGACUUAAGAGGUUAUUUUUAUGGGUCAUAGACAGAUGGAAAAACAUGGUUGUUUGGUGUAAAGAGGGUAAAGGUUGUAAGUUUUCAAAUGGAAACUUACAAGCUUGGAUGUACUUUAAAGGAUCGCUCAAGUUGAGCUGUCUGACUGGAUUUACCAGGUUGGAUCUGCAGGUAGUAAUGCCAUAAAAUAUAUAGAUGCAGAAACCAUAAAAAAAAAAGGCGGCAGGCUCCCGUCUCUAAAGGAAGGGGGAAAUAUACAAUCAUGUUUUCAUUUAUUUUUUCCUGUAGGGUCUUUAUAAAAAUACAUUCUUUUUCCUGUAUUUGGUUUGCCCAGCCCGUCAAAUCGAGCAUUUACCACUGCUUAGUGUAAACACUUGCCUCGUUUUCUCAGUUUUUCACCUCGGUGUGCAAUAAAGUUGUCAUUUCGAAUUAUGACUUUUACUGAAGCAGCCAAAGCUGCUGUUUUGUGUUGUAGUUUGUGCUGCUGCUGUGACACAAAGAUGUGGCAAACUGAUAAUAUAUAUCUAUAUAUUUCAUAAGCAUGUGAUGCUAGUUUGAGUAUUUUCUGUUCUUUGGUUCCUUUUCAUUCAUUCUACAGAGAUCGGUACUGUUAUCAUUGUGACUUUAUAUUACAUAUUAUACAUUUGCACAAAGAGAAUAUUUUUCAUGUACUGUAAAUCUGUCUAAAAACCACAACAAAACUGUUUUCAUUAAGAACCACUGUCUUAUAUUUUUGUCUAUAGAUUAAUGUAUUUCUAAAAUUUUUGUACAUAUUUGUAAAGGAGUCAAACACUGUGCUGUAUAAAUUCUUUAAUAAACAAUAUUUGCCAAAGUUAA
Molecule: messenger RNA, 2873 nt
Organism: Xiphophorus hellerii (green swordtail)
Lineage: Eukaryota; Metazoa; Chordata; Actinopteri; Cyprinodontiformes; Poeciliidae
Gene: lpl2a
Product: lipoprotein lipase 2 a
Exons: 11
Coding region: 137-1660 (507 amino acids)
Biological process (GO): very-low-density lipoprotein particle remodeling; lipid catabolic process
Molecular function (GO): lipoprotein lipase activity; apolipoprotein binding
Source: RefSeq, a predicted model, not a curated record